GUCACAACUCCGGAAAACAUCUCGUCCAAAUGCGGAUCAAUUGUGACAUCCUCCCAGAUGUUGAAACAUCCGGACGUUUACUCUCCAACCCUUUCUCUCUUUUUGAGCGCGAUCGCAGUUGGAAAGUUAUUUUGUGGAUAAAAAAUGGAAAAGAUUUAUAAACAUCUGAUUCUACAUUUUCCCAGCCGAACACGAAUAAAAAAGAAAGUAUGAAAACGAAUUCCUAUGUUUCCAUCUAGCUGUGCGAUUUCUCUGACUGAGUGGCACACACAGGGCUUCUCAGAUGACUAACAUCAGUGGAUGAAAUAAAAGUGGAAGUUAUGGAGCUUUCAUGGCAGCUCGAACCAACUCAACCGGUGAACACCUCUAAUGACAGCUUUGUUUCACACUUACCUGCUGCAGCUGAGAGCGCAGAGAGCCUCGCCUAUCAGAUCUCUCUGGCUGCGAUCCUCUCGGGCAUCACGCUCGCCACCACUUUAUCUAACGCCUUUGUCAUUGCAACUAUUUCCCAGUCGAAGAAGCUGCAAACUCCAGCGAACUUUCUAAUUGCCUCUCUGGCUGUCACCGACCUCCUGGUGUCCAUCUUGGUGAUGCCAAUCUGCGUCCUGUACACGGUGAUCCACACCUGGACGCUCGGACAGAUCGUCUGCGACAUCUGGCUCUCCUCAGACAUAACGUGUUGCACUGCGUCCAUCCUCCAUCUGUGCGUAAUAGCGCUGGACAGGUACUGGGCCAUCACAGACGCAGUGGAGUACUCCAAAAAGCGCACGCCGGGGCGCGCAGCCGGCAUGGUGGCCACAGCCUGGGUCAUCGCCAUCUCCAUCUCCAUUCCGCCUCUCUUUUGGAGGCAGGUGAAGGCGGAGGAGCUAACCAGCUGCAGCGUUAACACGGAUCACAUCUUUUAUACCAUCUACUCCACCUUCGGGGCGUUCUACAUCCCCACUUUGCUCCUCAUCGUCUUGUAUGGGAGAAUAUAUGUGGAGGCUCGUAAGCGCAUUUUGAAACAAUCUCCAAAGAAGGUUGGAAAGAGACUCACCUCUGCGCACCUGGUAACCAACUCCCCCGGAUCCGUGGCGUCCACAACGUCGCUGCAGUGCGGGAGGCAUGACACUCCGUCCAGUGACACCGGAUCUUCAACCAGCGAGAACCAGGUAAAAGUAACGGUAUCGGACGCGCUUCUGGAGAAAAAGCGCAUUUCUGCGGCCAGAGAAAGAAAAGCGACCAAGACUCUGGGGAUAAUCCUCGGCGCUUAUAUCAUCUGCUGGCUUCCGUUUUUCAUUUACACGUUACUGGUGGCCACAUGUGACACAUGUUUGAACCCUGAGUUGUUCGACUUUUUCACCUGGCUGGGAUACCUGAACUCUCUGAUUAACCCCAUCAUUUACACGAUGUCCAAUGAGGACUUCAAGAAGGCUUUCCAAAAACUGGUCCGCUUCAACUGCUGCAGGUCCUGAACUGUUUCAUAAAACUGAAAGAUAUCUAUUACAGGUUUAUAAAGAUUUAUAUAUGCUUGUUUUAUGUAAAGCUACGGGAUGUCCUGGUCAAUUCACCUCAUUGCUGAAUUCUCCAGAUUUUCUUAAAUGUGCGCUGCCAUUUCGUUCCUUGCUGUUUCCAUUUUGUACCUGUAAACUAACCAUGACACUAAAACCAUGGUGGAUCAGGUUAUUUUUCACUGUAGUUAAAUGUGUCGAUGAAUUAUUGAGAUAAUAAGUCAUAAAAAGCUAUAUUCUCAAGAAAGUCCAUACACUUCUAUAUUGCUGUUAUUUGAACGUUUUGUAUUAGGCCUACAUCCUAUUCCCACUUAUUUUAGCUUUUUGCUUGUCAUUUUGCCCCCUUGCCCUUUUAGACUUUUGCAGUUUGGUCGUUUCAUACGCAUCUCCUGGCACGAAAUUGUGCCAUCGACCAUCUAACCAUCUAACCCACCUUCACAGUCAAUUUUUAUGAUCUACCAAUUGUCUGCUGUAGAGGAAUGUGCUUUUACAAAUCCAGUAAAAAUAUAUCUAAAACCAGGAGGUAACUUAGACUGGUGAUCAGGGGUCAAAAUCUGUCAUAAUUCAUAGAAGUAAGAAGCCCCAAACUAGGAUCAGAACCAAAAUAAAUAGAAAUAGAGAAUAAUAUAAAGGGGAAUGGAAUUAAACAUGGGAUUCGGGCAUUUUUAUGACCAUUAUCUGUCUAAAUUAUGAAAUCACUGAAUUACAACAAGAACUACUAAUAUUUAUAGGUACUACAGUGAAUGAAAGUAGAAAUAGAUUAACUUUCAACAGACAAGUAUGGUAAGAUGGCAGGGAUUUGAAAAUGUGUAACAUUAUGAUCUCCUAUCAAACCAAAAACAAGUCCAAGUUGUCUCCUGCUGGUAGAGAAAUGCUUGUUUAUUGGAGUAAUGUAACCAAAUUUCCUCUAUGCAUAUUUACAAUAUAGCAAAAUUACUGUAUAGUAAUUACUUUUUUUGUCAAAGUGGGCUCACACGCCCCCCCAGCGGUGAAUUUCCAGCAAGAUAAUAUCCAGCAGUAGAUGUAACCAUUUUGUAGCCCAGCAAGACUACAAAGGUACGAAAUGGCAAAGGGUCAAAAUGAAAUGCAACCAUUUAGGUAUUUAUGACCAUGAACAGGUUAAAUUAUAACACCUACAGACAUUAUAAGAUAUGUUUAAAAGGGGGAAAAAAAAAUCAUAAUUUACAUCCAUAUUAUAUAAAUUGUGUCCAAUUGAAAUUGAAGAAUUACUUUGAACCAAUAAAUAAAGUGUAGGAGAAACUAUUUUGAUUCAACAGCCAUAAAUUUGAGGAGAUUUUCAAGAAGAAAAUGGACAGACUCAAACUUCGUUUAAUGUGUGGUAAUGGCAUUUCUGAGUCACUAUUCUGGAUCAGUGUGUGGAUAUGUUUCAGGAUGAAACAGUUCAUUCAAAUUAUCAGCACAGAUCAGGAGCAUUUUGUGAGAUUCUGUUCUAGGUGCUUUUUGGCUAACGAGCCAGAUCUUUUUAAAUUAGAUGAUCACAUAAGGCUCUGUGAAGAGAUGCAUCGAUCAGGCUGUUCCUGGCAAAUCCUGAUUUUCAGCUUUCCUUGAGGUAUGACCUGCCGAUUUAAACAAUUCUGGUAUUUUCUUUAUCUUAGGACUAUGACACAAUAAAAAGAAUGGCUGCAGAUUCUUUGAUGCAUAGGUAGCAGUUUUGAGUCAGUUUGUUCCUAAUCCUGAUGCACUUUGUUAAUCAACCUCAAAAAAGUUGAUCAUACUACAUACUGUUGGUUGAUACUGAAUGAAGCAUUUAAUCAACAGGAACAAAAAUAGUCAGAUUUUGUAUUAUUUGACAAACCGAUCACAGGAAAAACGGGUUGAUUUUGUUCUCCUGUAGAUUGAUUGAUGUGUCUCAUGACAUAAAUGUCCAUGUUGAAGUAAUGCAAAGGUAUGCAUUUGUUUUGAUCAUGAUCACAGACUGCUUUCUGUUCGCUUUUAUGAUGUUCUGGUUUGAAAGUAAGAGGCAGAAAGUCUGCAGGCUGCACCCUGCAGCAUGAAAACAAUCACAUAAAAUCAAUGUCAAACAAAAAAUCAGAGCAUCUGAUAUUUACCAAGCUGGAUGCCAUGAUUGCUUCAGUUUUGCUGAACAAACAUCAUCCUGUUUUACUGAGCAUGUGUGGGUCUGCCUGCCUCAUUAAAUCUACAUCCACAGUAAUGUCAGCCGGGUAAAGAAUCUUACAGCUGCAGAGUCUGACCCGAAGAACAAUGCAGUGGAGAAGAUUGAUUAUCUUUAUUAAAAAGAAUAAAUAUUGUGAUGUAAAUUUGUGAAAUAAAGGCUUUUAAUGUAUGUCUGUAAAUUAUGUUCUAUAGGCAAGAUUCCUUUAUGCAAUAUGAGAUAUUAUUGGCCUCAGAGUAAUAAAAUAAUGGCAAAAUCAUAUUAAGCAACAUCUUGUGGCUCAAAUGCUUUGAAAAAUAUGUUGAGGAAUGAAAAAAAGUUGAGAUUUUAUUUUCAUAAGGUUUAGAUUCUCCAGCAUCGUCUGGGUCCCUCUUAUUUCUCUGCUUGUUUUCCUCUUGGAGGAGAACAUGUCUAUUUGAUCAGCAGCUGUCAGAUAUAAGUGAGAUAUGAUGGUGGGAAAAGCUCUUCUGCCCUCAUAAUGUCAGCGUACGCAUAAACACACCCCUCCCAUGGGCUUCUGUUUGAGCAUUUUAAUAUGCAUGAAAGAUGAGUAUAUUUGAACAAAGCCUUUUCUGAGAUUUCUCAUACCAGAGGCAGCUAUGCUACAGGCUAAAGAAGGGGCAGCAUAGGCAGAAAUUUAAAGAUAGUUGAUGUAUUUGACAUUUUUUUCCAGUAUCUGUUUCUGUUAGUCGUGUUCAUCAAUAUUCAUAUUCUAACACCUUAGCUUUUAUUGACUAAAAUAAGUUUUCAUUAAAAGAAGAAAUCAAGAAUACCUCAAAGCAAAUAAAAAAUAAAAAAUACAAAAGAUCAACAUGAAAAAGGGAAUGAAUAGAGAUUAGCAAACAAGAUAGGUAAAGUAAAUAAAGGUAGAGUUGUUGCUAAAAAGAAAGUACACCAUCAAUCAAUUCUGGGACGUUGAUGUUUAAAAUAUUCUGAUGAUCACCAAGUUUAAAAAUUAUAUCAAUCCCAACCUUAAGUGUCAAAAUAAACAAAAAUGAAAUAAAAGUGGAACAUUUUGAGAGGAUUUAUGUGUACAUUUAUGUGUAUAAAUGCCUGAUACAUGGAUGUGAAAAAGUACUUGCUCUCCAACACAUUUCUUUUGUUUUUACUUCUUUGUCAAACUUAAAUGUUUCAGAUCAUCAAACAAAUUUCAACAUUAGACAAAGAUAACCUUAGUAAAUAUAAAAUAUAAUUUUCAAAUGUUUAAAAAAAUUAUUAUCUAAACCAACCUGGCCUUUUCUGAAUAAAUAUUUGCCCCUUAAACAUAAUAACUGGUUGUACCACCCAUAGCAGCUACAUCUGCCAUCAAAUGGAUCUUUUACAUCACGGUGGAGGAAUUUUGGCCCACUCUUUGCUGACUUUUUAACAAAAUUAGUUACAAUGGAGGGUUUUCAAGCAGGAAUGUUGUUUUCAGCCUUUCAGAGGUGUACUUGCUGGUAUUCUUUGGAAAAAAGUCCUGGGCAUAAACCAAAUGUACUUAACGAUAAGUCUGCAAAUUGAUGGCCGGGAAUUCUGGAGAAUCUCAGAUCAUCACCAAAGUAGCCCCAGAUAAUCACACCACCAUCAUCACGUUUGACUAUCUGUAUGUUUUUGAAAUGGUCUGCUACUUUUAAAACAGAUUUUAGUCAAAUGGUAAUGGGCUGAACUUUCCUAGUUAUACUGGCAGCUCAAAGAGCUUAACAACCAAAGCCACAUUCAUAAAGUCACACAUCAGGACAGAACCUGGGUUCAAGUGCAUUGCCCAUAGGCACAUAAACAUAUGGGUAAGAAGCAAACUGGAAUCAAACCCACUACUUUCCAAGUGCAAGACGGCUCCUCAUCCCAUUAAACCACAGUUGUCUCAUUUGCCUCAUCCAUCCACAAAAUAUUUUCGAAAAAGUGGCUUAUAAGGAUGUUUUUUGGUAAAUGUGCGGCAUAUUCUUUUGGGUCAGCAGUGGUUCUGGCCUUGCCUUGUAAUUUUGGUAGGUUAGCCACUCCUAGGAAGGUUCACCACUGUUCCAUGUUUUCUCCAUUUGUGGAUAAUGUCUUUCAAAGAGGUUCACUGGAGUCCCAAAGCCUUAGAAAUUGUGUUGUUAACCCAUGAUCAGAACACCAAAUGUGGCAAUAAAGCAAAAACAGAACACUGCUACACAUCACUGUUACAUAAAGGACAAAACAUUUUCUUUCUAUUUACUGUGACUGUAGAUAGUCUUUGUCGUCUGGUUCAUAUUUUUCCCCUUAAAUGAUACAAUAAAUCUGGUAAACAGUG
Girardinichthys multiradiatus is the source of this 5872-nucleotide messenger RNA. RefSeq names its product 5-hydroxytryptamine (serotonin) receptor 1B (gene htr1b). The transcript has a single exon. Lineage: Eukaryota; Metazoa; Chordata; Actinopteri; Cyprinodontiformes; Goodeidae. Gene Ontology annotation, cellular component: plasma membrane. The coding region runs from base 321 to 1454 and encodes 377 amino acids. Gene Ontology annotation, molecular function: G protein-coupled serotonin receptor activity. The record is from RefSeq and is a predicted model, not a curated record. Gene Ontology annotation, biological process: adenylate cyclase-activating adrenergic receptor signaling pathway; regulation of behavior; bone remodeling.